Molecule: messenger RNA, 3696 nt
Organism: Podospora pseudopauciseta
Lineage: Eukaryota; Fungi; Ascomycota; Sordariomycetes; Sordariales; Podosporaceae
Product: D-lactate ferricytochrome c oxidoreductase
Exons: 4
Coding region: 1996-3696 (566 amino acids)
Biological process (GO): lactate catabolic process
Cellular component (GO): mitochondrion
Molecular function (GO): D-lactate dehydrogenase (cytochrome) activity; D-lactate dehydrogenase (NAD+) activity; FAD binding
Source: RefSeq, a predicted model, not a curated record
AUAGCCCGCCUGGGGGUAGCUGUAAUCGCGAACAGGCGCAAACAAUUGCACUGUGUGACGGGUCAUCGGUGCUUUGCCUCAAUCCACGACCACCACCUUCUCAGGAGGGUUGCAAUGUAUCGGAUGGGCAUUGACCCUGACGACAUGUAUCAGAUUUCUUCGCACGGUGAAGUCCAUCUGAUGCACCGUGUGGCUUGCUCGGGCCACAUGCCGCAACGUCUACCCUCUACAUAUUGCUUGUCACAUCGCCAUCUUGUCUGUCACCGGCAUCCCGCUUCCCCAGCGGUAGUUUGUUGAAGAAGCAGCCAGAGAGGUGCGGGGCGUUGGAUGUUAGACCACUCCUCCCCACUUGCCGUUCUCGGAAAAUGCAUUUUGAGAAGCCGUACCGUAACAAUACCGACCACUUCACUCGCCUCGUCUAUUCUUGGGUCCUGGAUUUAUAUGUAUCGACAAGUUGUCGACAGCAUUGAUCAUCCCUGAGAGGGCUAUUUCUGAACCCUGAACAAGAACAUGCGGAAACCAGCGAGUCAACUGGUUGCAACUGGUGCGGCUGUUACGAUACGGUGUAUUUCUUCCCGUAUCGUUACUAGCACCAAUACCACCGCUGACAACAAUCUCGAAGUGAUGCAACGCAAGAAUUUUUCUCUCACAUCUCUGUUUCUCCCUCGUGCCCAUUCUUCCCUCCACCUCACCUCGAAGUCCACCCCACUGCCGUGCACACCACACACACACACACGCGCGCGCGCGCCGGCCGACCGCCCCACGGACGGGUGACGGAGUAAGGAAACGAGGGUGGGAGCUGUCAGCGGGAUGUGUGCUACCACAACAGCAGAAGCUCUCCGGCUGUUGCGUUUUGCUUUUGGAUGGGAUCAACCAGGAGCGAGCCCAGACUCGGUCCGCCUGUUCAGUGUUGCCCAGCAUGAGAGUCACCUGGGUGCCAGGUCCGAGAGCCUCUUGAUCCAACCAUCUUCCACCACCCACCACUGGCACCUUGGCUUACCUCUCUUCUCCAUCAUAUUCCUUCGGUAAUUUGCACUUUGCACUCCCCCCCAUGCACCUACGGCUGUUUCCCCUCUGAAAGCCCCGUGUAUCUGACCAUGCCGGACCGGCUCCUGCGGUUGUCCCCGCCCAUCUCACCGGUCCUGCCCACCGCCUGUGGUGACUCGAUCCGCUGCCGUCCUUUUGGUCUUUUGGCAUGUAUGUGUGCACACAUACCGGGAGGCGUACUCAGUAGUAGUACCUCUUACAUACCUCCCAUCCAAGUGACCGUCAAGUGUCCACCACCCCCCUUCCACACUACAAGCCCCCUUCUUUACUGGACCUGGUCUAGUUCAAACAUGUUCGUCUUGAUUGGAGAGAAGUGUUACUCCACCCUGAUCCUGCAUCUUAAUCCAAAUCUGGACGCGGCAACUCGUUCUUAUUAAGAGGCGAUACCUACCCAACAGCUUUGCUUUCCAAUAUCACCCACCGCAUCUUUCUCGCCGAGGUCACUGGUUCGGGAGACGCCCACUAUGGUCUCGUCAUAUGCCACCUUCUUCUGUACCUUGUCGUCAUAACCUUCCAGUCUCCCCCCUUUUUCUUUUUUUUUGCCUCGGUCACCUCUGGCCUAUCACGCCCUCACCGAGAUUCGUUACGAGGCUCCAUUGUGGAGUUUGCUGUCAAGGUGGCAGAUGGUAUGCGGCUUUAGUCGUCGCUACACUCAAGAGUCACCUCAUCACCACCCGCAUCAGGGAAGCGGUAGGUAUUGUCAAACCUGCUUCUCUGUUUCUUUUGUGCGCAGUAAGGAAUUGAGGCUGAUUGGCACACUCAGGCAACCCAACCCGCCCCUUCGGUGAUCACCAAAAGGGUAACCCUCUCGGUUGAGGCUCUUUCAAAGGGCACCUAUUCGGCCCGGACAUAAAAGCGUCCCAAAGGAAGCGAAUCUGGCGGAAAGGCACCCACUUUGCGUCUAUAGGGGUCACAACGGGGCCACGAAAUCUCAAAGGCGACAUCUGCAUGUCGGCAACCCGUCUUGCGAGGGCAGCCAAGCCCUUUGGCCGCUCUCUCACUUGCUUGAACAGCUCAGGCAAACAACGCUUCAGCACAAGUGCCAUUCCUCGCACUUCCACCUCCGGCAGCAGUGAACAGCCUAGGCAAGCUUCAGUAUGGUCGUACUCGGGUGUCAUGGCCGUUGCGGCGACUGCCGGGUUGUUUGGAUGGGGCAUGUCUGAGUUCCGGCAUGGGAGUCUUCCCAAGACCAUGCUGUUUGAUAGCUUGUACGCCUAUCCUAGGUAUGCGAGCAUGCAUGAGAUGGAGCAGGCCCUAAGAGAAAUCCGACAAGAAAUCGGCGGCGCAGAAGACAUCAUAUCCACUGACCCCGACGACCUCCACGCUCACGGGUACUCGGAAUGGUCGACUUCCAACCCUGAGGGGCUCCCAGUCGCGGUGACCUACCCGCGCUCUACAGAGCAGGUAUCCACCAUCGCUCGCAUUUGUCACAAGUAUCGUGUCCCAAUCAUUCCGUAUUCUGGCGGUUCCAGUCUCGAGGGCAACUUCUCGGCACCUUUCGGGGGCAUCAGUGUCGACUUUGCCUACAUGGACAGGAUCGUCCAGUUCAACAAGAACGACAUGGACGUGGUGGUGCAGCCGAGCAUUGGCUGGCAGGAUUUGAACGAGCAGCUGGCCAAGAUGGAGAGCGGGCUCUUCUUUCCUAUUGAUCCUGGGCCAAGCGCCAAAAUAGGCGGCAUGAUUGGCACCAACUGCUCAGGCACCAACGCGGUGAAGUACGGCACGAUGAAAGACUGGGUCAUCAACUUGACUGUUGUUCUUGCAGACGGAACAGUGAUCAAAACGCGGCGUCGUCCGCGCAAGUCUUCUGCUGGGUACAACCUCAACGGUCUGUUUGUUGGCUCGGAGGGCACAUUGGGUCUUGUCACAGAAGCCACGCUUAAGCUCGCUGUCAUCCCGGAGGAGUUUUCGGUAGCGGUCGUGACUUUCCCUUCCAUUCGUGACGCUGCUUCCGCGGCGGCUGAGGUCAUGCAAACGGGCAUUCCUGUCGCGGCAAUGGAGAUCAUGGACGAGGUGCAGAUGAAGGUGGUCAAUAUGGGUGGUGCCACCGCGCCGAGGGUGUGGAAGGAGAUGCCGACGCUGUUUUUCAAGUUUUCUGGGACAAAGGCAGGAGUGAGGGAGAAUAUUGGUCUGGUACAGAAGAUCACAAAGGCGAAUAAGGGGAGCAAUUUUGAGUUUGCGAAGGAUGCCAGAGAGCAGAAGUUGCUUUGGUCCGCGAGGAAGGAGAGUCUGUGGAGUAUGUUGGCUCUCAGAAAGGAAGGGGAGGAGGUCUGGAGCACGGAUGUGGCGGUGCCAUUUAGCCGGUUGGCAGAUAUCAUUGAGGUGAGCAAGAAGGAGAUGGAUGAGUUGGGAUUGUUUGCGAGUAUAUUGGGGCACAUUGGGGAUGGGAAUUUCCACGAGAGCAUUAUCUAUAAUCGGCGGGACAAGGCUGAGGUGAAGAAGGUGGAGGCGUGUGUGAAGAAUAUGGUGAAGAGGGCGUUGGAGAUGGAGGGAACGUGUACGGGAGAGCAUUCGAUCGGGUGGGGCAAGAAGGAGAGCUUGCUUUGGGAGGUGGGAGAGGAUACAUUGGGGGUGAUGAGGGCUAUCAAGAUGGCGUUGGACCCAAAUUGGAUUAUGAAUCCGGGCAAAAUCUUUGACAGGCAAAGCUAG